CCCACCUCGGUGUAUACGAAGAUGGCUAGACUCCUCAAGUUCUCCGCCUUGGUCUCUCUUGCUUGCUCGCAACUUGCCCUUGCGCAGACGGUGUAUCUGGCUGGUGAUUCGACGAUGGCCAAGGGUGGAGGAGGCUCUGGGACAGAUGGAUGGGGUCAAUAUCUAGCCCAAUACCUCACCAUCCCCGUCGUGAACGACGCCGUCGCUGGUCGUAGCGCACGGUCUUACACCGACGAAGGUCGCUUCACGACACUCAUCAACACCGUCAAGUCUGGCGACUUUGUGAUCAUCGAGUUCGGGCACAACGACGGGUCGAGUGGCACGGUUGACAAUGGAAGGGAGGACGCCGUGGGAGAUGGCUACGAUACAACGACCACGGUGACUGAGUCGGAUGGUUCCACCGUCGUCAUCCAUACAUUCCCCUACUACCUCCAAAACGCCAUAACCUCCCUCCAAGGCAAAGGCGCAAUCCCCAUCAUCUCCUCCCAAACCCCCGACAACAUCUGGACCUCCUCCACCUCCGACACAAUGGCCGCGCCCUCCCGCUUCGUAGGUUAUGCCGAGGAGAUCGGUGAACGCACUGGUGUGGUCUACGUUGACCACUUCGAUUACACGGCGCAGGCGUACGAGGCGUUGGGGCAGACGCUCGUGACGACAUAUUACCCUAUUGACCAUACGCAUACGAGUCCGACGGGGGCGAAUGUUGUGGCGGAGGCGUUUGUGAGGGGGUUGAUUUGCGGGAGUAGUGCGUUGAAGGCGAAGGUGAAUUCGGCGGGGAAUGCGGUGCCCAAUGGAUGUCUUUGAAACGGUGGAUGAGUUGUCGUUAGCCGUAGUCAGAAGACUCGGUUCAACGGUGUAUCAAGUACACGUGCGACCGUGACAGCAACAUCAAUAUACAAAAGGAUCUCUUGCAGGGUGACUGGCCAACGUGGGGAUCGAACCCAAGACCUUCGCGUUAUUAGCACGACGCUCUAACCAUCUGAGCUAGCCGGCCGAUACGUUCAUUUAUAUGGAUAGUGUCAUCAGAAGCCGGGUAGGUUAUUCAUCGUAGGGGUAUCGCAACAAUAUUGAGAAUACUUGUAAGUCUGAGGACCUCGUCUCUUGCCAGCACCCCACCGACAAGAUCCAUGGUCUUCAUCCCGACCACCUAUGGAGGAUGUGGAUAACAGAC
Molecule: messenger RNA, 1171 nt
Organism: Stereum hirsutum FP-91666 SS1
Lineage: Eukaryota; Fungi; Basidiomycota; Agaricomycetes; Russulales; Stereaceae
Product: SGNH hydrolase
Exons: 5
Coding region: 22-804 (260 amino acids)
Molecular function (GO): hydrolase activity, acting on ester bonds
Source: RefSeq, a predicted model, not a curated record